Messenger RNA from Alligator mississippiensis (American alligator), 6886 nucleotides. RefSeq names its product Janus kinase 3 (gene JAK3). The record is from RefSeq and is a predicted model, not a curated record. Gene Ontology annotation, biological process: intracellular signal transduction; cell differentiation; peptidyl-tyrosine phosphorylation. Gene Ontology annotation, molecular function: cytokine receptor binding; non-membrane spanning protein tyrosine kinase activity; ATP binding. The transcript has 25 exons. Gene Ontology annotation, cellular component: cytosol; cytoskeleton; membrane. The coding region runs from base 2680 to 6006 and encodes 1108 amino acids. Lineage: Eukaryota; Metazoa; Chordata; Crocodylia; Alligatoridae.
CCUGCCCUUGUCAGCACGUCUCGCUGCAGCCCGGCAGGGCCGUACCCCUACCCCUACCCCUACCCCCAUCCUGGCAAACACAGAGCCUCCGAGAGCUGCAAGGAGAGACAUGUGCUUGCACACACCAACACCUCCCAAUCCAACCCCUGUAUCAGGUACCGGCGAUUCAGGCCCAAGCUCCCUGGGGCACAGGGCCAGCCUGGGACAGGCUGUGGGCCAGCACGUGCCUUGCAGAGCCCAGCACGUGGAGCAACACAUCAAAUAACACUCCCAGUAAAACCCCUGCAGCCACCAGUGCCCUCCCUGGUAAACAGGAGAGACAAGGCAGGAACACAAGCAGCGUGGAGGCCCCAGCACCCACGGCCUCCUGUCGUGGAGGAGCUCCCCUGCCUGCAGGACAGUCUGCAUGCAAUAGUCUCCAGGUGUUUUAAAGGCUGGGCUGGUUUGUGAACAGUGGGAAGCGGCCAGGGUAAUAAAUCUGCCAGUGGACCAUCUUGGCCAGGGCGUAGCUCCUGCUCAGUCAACAUCCUCUGCUCCAGCCUAAGUGCUUUGCACAACCACAGGUGCCUCCAGUCCUGGGAUGAGGAAAUGUUCCUGCAACGCAGAGCACCGCGCCCACUCGCUUCCCGAAACCCAGAGCCCUGCAGCCGCCCAGCCUGCUGCACGUGGGCGCCCAGACCCGCAGCCUGCUCCCAUGCACGGGGACCCAGCAUGCUCCCUGGGCUUCAGGAGCCCCAUAGCCAGCUAUGUCAUGCAGCGCCCACCCUACCCAGAGCCUGGCGAGGUGCAUGGCGUGGGGCAGCUGCCAGUACAAACAGCCUCCCUGCCCAAGGGUAAUCCUUUAUCCAAACAGUGGAAGAUCCCUCUUGGAAGAGCACCCGGACGGACCUGCUCUGGGGUCACAAGCGAGCCUCAGCAAUGCAGGAUUUGCCCUCUUCCCGUUCCCUCCAUUGCACCGGGCCCAAUCCUCAGCUGUGCCCAAAGCAGCUACCUGGCGUGCAUCCGGGAUUUGGCCCAGCACAGGGCAGCAGCUUACCGCCCCCCUGCCCAGCAGCCGGGAUUAGCCCCCAGCACCGCGCGACUCAUGGGGCUGCCUUUGAAGUGGGAAUAGCCGGGGGCUGACCAAAGCGCGGGGAAGAAGUGCUGCACUCGCCUCUCCUUGCUGCAGCACCUGCCAGAGCUUGCACAGGCUGCUGCUAGCCUGGCACCAGCACGGGGACGGCCAGGCUGGCCGGACUGGACAUCCCAGGCGUCACCUCCCCUCUUGUGAACGGCACCGGUCUGGGGCUCCCAGACCACGCCGGGUCCGGGUCUUGGGCUAGGCACCUGGUGGCGGGGUGGGAGGAAGGAGCUCCCGGAGAGCCGGGGUGCACCGUGCAGACCGCUGGCACCUCUCAGCACUGGAGAACAGGGGAGGGGGGCAGUCACGCCCCCCACGGCAGAGCAGACAGACUGCACGGACCAAGUGCAUUUUCAAGCAUACAGACAGAUUUUCAAGCCCCGUCCAACCAUGCUCUGCCAACUCACUGGCACUAGGUCCCUCUGCUCAGGCUUGCACGGCCGGUUUCCCUCUCCCACCCACGGCCCAGCUGCCGGCAGCAGUCCCCCCUUCCCAGCCACGCAGACGUCCUGCCUGACGGGGCUGCGGCAGCCGUGGCCUGAGCCUCGAGCCACGCCGGCGCCUGCCUGGGCUCCUGCAGGCCCCAUGUCCAUCACAGCCACAGGAAACCCCAGCAGCUCCUUGUUUCAGGGCUGCGGCUGGCUCUCUGCUCCCCAGAGGCUUCCCAUCCCUUGCAGGGGCCAGUGGACUUGCACUUGCCCCAGCCAGGGAGAAGAGCCCCCGCCGGCUGCAGCUCCAAGCCACCCCCAAGGGGCAAAAGUGACGGCCGCAGCUGCUCUUUGCAGGGAGGGACCCAGGGGAGGCGGCAAGGGGAUGCAGCUCCGUGCCCAGGGCAUCCCCAGCCCCAGAAGCGUGACCGUGGUACCCGGGCAGCUCCAGGAGUGGUGCAACCUGGUGGCAAAGCCUCUGCUGAGCUGGGCCCCCUCGGUGGGGGCUAGCUCAAAGGUUUUUUGGGGGGAAGCAGAAGGGUUUCACUGCAGUAAGGCGCCAGGAAUGAGUUUGCAGGGGAGCCGCUGGCGGCUUGCUCCCGGAAAGGCCCCACGGCUGCGUGCCAGCCCGCACGCACCACGUCUUGGUCCUCCUGCCCACCUCCACCCGCCAUGGCACGGCUGGGACCGGAGCCAGCCUGCAUCACCCACAGGAGCCCGGCUGGGUGCCGGGACCCCCCUGCCCUGGCAGCCCCCACGCACCGCGCACACCCAGCCCCGCGUGGCAGGAAGUCUGCGCAGCGCCGGGGCAGGAAGGAAGCCGGGAGGGGGACUUUUCUCUUUCCCCUUUUUAAUCUCCAUCUUCUACCCGACGCCCACGCAAGCCCGGAAAUACAAGCAGCGAGCGCCCAGCGGCCUGGUCCUGCCCCAUCGCCAGGGCGUCGCCUCGCCUGCCUCCAGGGUGGGCUGGAUCGAGGACCCCUCAUCCCCUCCCAGAGCCGCAGGGCUGCACCCGAUGGCUAACCCGGGGCUUGCCUUGGCAGCGCCCUGAGAUGUGCUCCGGACCGGGGGCGAGCCGAUAGUACAAGUGCCCCCAAGCAGUGUGGAGACACCCCCGGUGCCUGCCCCGCCAUGGCCCCACUGGGCGAAGACACCCCCCUGAUGGGGCACUGCUCCAGCAGCCUGUCCUCCACCGAGGCGGGCAUGCUGCAGGUGCACCUGUACCACCAGCCCGGCACCCCCAACUCCUCCGGCACCCUCACCUUCUCCUUCGGCGAGUACCUGGCAGAGGAGUUGUGCGUGGCGGCCGCCAAGGCCUGCGGCAUCCUGCCCGUCUGCCACUGCCUCUUUGCCCUGGCCACCGAGGACCUGAGCGGCUGGUACCCCCCCAACCACGUCUUCACUGUCAGCGAUGCCACCACCCUGGUCGUCGUCUACAGGAUCAGGUUCCUCUUCCCCAACUGGUGCGGGCCGGGGAAGUCGCAGCGGUUCCAGCUGCUGCAGGACCGGGCCAGCGCCGUCCUGGACCAGCCUGUCAUCGACUACCUCUUUGCUCAGUCCCGCAGCGACUUCCUGCGGGGGCUCGUGGCAGGGGUGCUGAGCUGGCAGACGCUGGAGGCCUGCCUGUGCCUGGCCGUGCUGGACAUGCUGCGCAUCGCCAAGGAGCGCCGGCAGAGCCUGGACCACGUCUUCAGCUGCGUCAGCUACAAGUCCUGCCUGCCCGAGGGGCUGCGGGACCAGAUCCAGCAGCGCGGCUUCUUGACCCGCAAGCGCAUCCGCCGCAAGUUCGGGCAGUCGCUGCGGCGCCUGGGUGCCUGCCAGACGGACGCCCGCUACCUCAAGAUCAAGUACCUGCUGGACCUGGCGCGGCUGCAGGGCACGGGGGCCGAGGAGUGCUUCUGGGUGCGGUUCCCUGGCACCCCCGACCCCGAGACCCUCAUCCACGUGGCAGGGGAGAGCGGCGUCUUCUGGAGCCACAGCGGGGACGAGACCCGCCAGCCCUUCUGCGACUUCCCCGAAAUCGCCGACAUCAGCAUCAAGCAGGCGAGCCGGGACAGCCAGCCCGUGGAGAACCGCGUCGUCACCAUCACCAAGACCGACAACCGGAUCCUGGAGGUGGAGUUCCCCAGCCUGCGAGAGGCGCUGUCCUUCGUCUCCCUCCUGGACGGCUACUACCGGCUGACGGCGGACGCCCACCACUACUUCUGCAAGGAGGUGGCCCCCCCCCGGCUCCUGGAGGACUUGGAGAACCGGUGCCACGGGCCCAUCAGCUCGGAGUUUGCGGUGCACAAGCUGAAGACGGCGGGGAGCAGCCCGGGGCUCUACCUCCUGCGCCGCAGCCCCCAGGACUUCGACAGCUACCUGCUCACAGUCUGCGUGGAGACGGCGUUGGGGAUGGACUACAAGCGUUGCCUGAUCCGGAAGGACCCAGACGGCAGCUACGGGCUCUCCGGGGUGGUGCGGCGCUUCGGCAGCCUGCGGGAGCUGCUGGGCACCUACCAGCACUGCAGCCUGCAGGCCGACGGUGUGGCCAUGCGCCUGGCCGAGUGCUGCCCUCCGCGGCCCAAAGAAAAGUCCAACCUGCUGAUUGUGCGAGGGGGCUGCUCCCCGCUGCCCGGCUCCCCCUCCGCCCCGCGCCGCAUCCCCAACCAGAUGACCUUCCACAAGAUCCGGCUGGAGAACCUGACCUGGGGUGAGAGCCUGGGCCAGGGCUCCUUCACGCAGAUCUACCGGGGCAUCCAGCGGGACCAGGAGGGCGGCGAGCAGCACCAGACCGAGGUCUUGCUCAAAGUGCUGGACAGUGGCCAGCGCAACUGCUCCGCGUCCUUCCUCGAAGCCGCCAGCGUCAUGAGCCAGGUCUCGCACAAGCACCUCGUCCUGCUGCACGGGGUCAGCAUCGGGAAGGACAGCGUCAUGGUGCAGGAGUACGUGCGGCAUGGCGCCCUCGACACCUACCUGCGCCGCAGCCAGGCCGAGGGCAAGGUGACCACCAGCUGGAAACUGCAAGUGGCCAAGCAGCUGGCCUACGCCCUCAACUUCCUGGAGGACAAGAAGAUCAUCCACGGCAACGUCUCGGCUAAGAAAGUGCUGCUGGCGCGGGAGGGGGACACGGCUGGAGGGAGCCCCCCCUUCAUCAAGCUCAGCGACCCAGGGGUCAGCAUCACCGUGCUGGCCCCAGAGCUGCUCGUGGACCGCAUCCCCUGGGUGGCCCCCGAGUGCGUCCGCGACCCCAAGGCCCUGGCGCUCGAGGCGGACAGGUGGAGCUUCGGCGCAACGCUCUGGGAGAUCUUCAGCAGCGGCGCCGUGCCCCUGAGCGCGCUGGAGCCCUCCAAGAAGCUGGAUUUCUACCUGAGCGCCCUGCAGCUGCCCCCUCCCAAGUGGACGGAGCUGGCCAACCUGGUGGCCCAGUGCAUGGACUACCAGCCCCGCGGGCGCCCCUCCUUCCGCGCCAUCCUCCGGGACCUCAACAGCCUCAUCACCUCGGACUACGAGCUGCUGUCGGACCUGUCGCCCAGUGACCUCCCAGCCAGGGACGGCUUCUGGGACUACGCCAACGCGCCCCUGUGCCAGGACCCCGCGCUCUUCGAGGAGCGCCACCUCAAGUACAUCUCCGUGCUGGGCAAGGGCAACUUUGGCAGCGUGGAGCUGUGCCGCUACGACCCACUGGGCGACAGCACCGGGGAGCUGGUGGCCGUGAAGCGGCUGCAGCAGAGCUCGGCCGAGCAGCUGCGGGACUUCGAGAGGGAGAUCGCCAUCCUGCGUGCCAUGCACAACGACUUCAUCGUCAAGUACCGCGGCGUCUGCUACAGCCGGGGGUGCCGGAGCCUGCGGCUGGUGAUGGAGUACCUGCCCAACGGGUGCCUCCGGGACUUCCUGCAGAAGAACCAGGCGCGCCUGGACCACCGCAAGCUGCUGCUCUACGCGCUGCAGAUCUGCAAGGGCAUGGAGUACCUGGGCGCCCAGCGCUGCGUGCACCGGGACCUGGCCAGCCGCAACAUCCUGGUGGAGAACGAGAGCCACGUGAAGAUCGGGGACUUCGGCCUGGCCAAGCUGCUGCCCCAGGGCAAGGAGUACUACGUCGUGCGUGAGCCGGGGCAGAGCCCCAUCUUCUGGUACGCACCCGAGUCACUGGCCGACAACGUGUUCUCCCGCGAGUCCGACGUCUGGAGCUUCGGCGUCGUCCUCUACGAGCUCUUCACCUUCAGCAGCAAGAGCCGGAGCCCCUCGGAGGAAUUCCUCCGCAUGAUGGGGCCGGACAAGCCCCCGCAGAUCAUCUGCCCCCUGCUCGAGCUCCUGAAGGACGACAAGCGGCUCCCGGUGCCCGCCGGCUGCCCCACCGAGGUGCACGCCCUCAUGCUGAGCUGCUGGACCUUCACCCCCAGCAAGCGGCCCACGUUUGGGGAGCUGGCAGCCAGGAUCGAGGCGCUGCAGGACAGCCGCAGCAAAGUCCGGGGGUAGCACCCGAGGCUGGCGCCCACCCCGCAGACAGCGCUGGAGUGGGCACCGCCUGGGACCCCCCACCACCAGAAGUAGCAGGCUCUGCCCAAGGUCCCCGCGGCCACCGCAAGCUUAGUGCUAGGACGACGAUGCUGCUCAGUGCCAAGGAUGUGCGGGCAGCUUGCAGCGUGCCCUCAAGGACCUCUCUGCUCCCCUCUGGGCUUCGCGGGCCCUGCCAGGCUGCCCCCCAUGCCAGCACAAUUGGACUCCUGGCUGCAGAGCAGUGAUUGCCCUGGGGCAGGGCUGGGCACAGGGGCAGUGAUGCCAGCCUCCCGCAUCCCAUGGGGACCAGCUACCUGACAAGAGCCCCUGCUGCCCCCACGGCUCAGCCUGGCUCCUCGGCCUCGACUCACCUGGCCCAGACCAGGCUGCGCCCAGCGGCACUGCUGCCCCAGAGCAUUGGGUGCGAGGGGCUGGCAGCGCGAAGGAUGCCUUGUGGUUUCCCGGGUCCUGUGAUGCCCGGUCCCCAGGUCUGGUCCACACUGAGAAGAGUCCCCGGGGCCGCGGGGCCUGGACAGCCCUGGCAUGUUUGGGCAGCACUGUGCCCCCACUGCUCCCCUGGCCCCCCUCCAUCGCCAUUUGCCAGCCAGGACCUGCUGGUUGAGGUCUCUCUAGUGGCUUUUUAACCCCCUAUUUUUCCUUGGGGCGGGGGGGUGUGUGUGUGGAAACCAGCCCCCCUUGCCUAUACUGGGGCUUCCCAGAGCCUGCAGAGGGGCUGAGCGGGGUGGCAAAGGCCCCAGCCAGGCGAGCUGCCGGCAGGACACGCUCUGCGCUUGCUUGUGCCCAGUACAGACCGCAAAAGGCAUCACCUUGACAUUAAAACCCUGGAAAGAUCAGAGUC